GUUCACGUACAACCUUUUCACGUGGCAGACCAAAAAUGACCUCACUCCGCUUCCUUCCAACCAUGCCGCUCUCGAAUAUCCAACAAAAAAUCCGACGAAUCACGCAAUCCAAUCUUCACACUUUCACUCUCCUUAAUUUCACAAUUUAGUUCUUUCUGGAAAAUAAAGAUGACGGCAUCGCCCGUGGUGGCGAUACUUCCUGCUCCUCAGCUUUCAUCCAAUAAUUUCAACCGCUUUUUUAUUGCUCCAUAUCGUGCGUCCUCCAUCAUAGGAUUGAACUCGAGUAAAAGACCUCCCGCUGAAUUUUUCGGGCAGAAUAGUUUCAGUAAGACAAGGGAGCAUCACAAGAUUAGUCCUGCUAAGGUCUAUGCUCGUCGUGCUGAAGAGCAGCGUGUGAUCGAGGAAGAAGCUCCUCAAAUGCUGGAGACUUUCCCUUCAUUUGAAAUUACCCCUGGUCUUGCUCAUCCACUUGGAGUAUCAGAAAUUGAAAGUGGAAUAAAUUUUGCAAUUUUUUCUCAGCAUGCUUCUGCAGUUACACUUUGUGUAAUUCUUCCGAAGAGGUUAGGCUGAAAUCAUGCUUUUGGAUUG
Messenger RNA from Nicotiana tabacum (common tobacco), 588 nucleotides. The record is from RefSeq and is a predicted model, not a curated record. NCBI's taxonomy places the organism in Eukaryota, Viridiplantae, Streptophyta, Magnoliopsida, Solanales, Solanaceae.